AUGGCUCUAAUACAAAGAGACCCGGCAUGCAUUCUCAGCUGCCUCGCAGCCUGCUUCUCCACCACUGCCCUUGCCACUUUCAUUACAUUGUUUGCAGCUUCGGUACUGGUACCUACUCCUAUACAUAUGCAUGCAUUGGCCGCUGCUGUAUUUGACAUACUGGCGAUUGCAAUUCUUUUCGUAUUCGUCGUCUUUUACACUUGCACUGCCCGGAAUCUGCAAUCUUGGAAAUGGACUCUAGCCACUGCAAUUCUGUUGCCGUUCACUGUCGCCAUGAUUCUUUCCAUUUAUGUUCUCGGCUGGAUGUACAACAAUCUACCUCUCAUCAAGACACAUGGUCCGUCAGAGCACCUUGGAUCUAUGGUUGCUGCCGCUCUUGCAAUGUGGGCAUUCUCGCUCAUCUCUAUUGGCGUCUACUGCAUCCUCUACAGAAGACAAGGAUCUUCGUUGCCGGAUUCUGUCAUCUUCACCUCAGAUCCCCUCCGAAGUUACGUUGACGUUGCUGAGCACAAGACCCAUGCCCUCUCCUUGAACACACUCUCGCCCUACACACCUAAUUUCAACCGACCAGUAUCAACAUUUUCCGAUGUUUCCGAUCAAUCGACGGGCAUCAAGUCUAGCGUUCGUAACUCUGUUCAGCAGUUCCUCCGACAUGGCAAGAGUACAAAGAACACGCCGAAGCAAUCAAAGGAGAGUUCGCGCUCGGACUCGACCUCAGAACGUAGACCCUCCGACGGUUUCGAAACUUGGAAUGUUGCUACUCCUACUACAGUGGAGCCGACUAGUACCCUAUCAGCAUUGCGCACCGCACAGUCACACCGACUUGAGACCAUCCCUGGCAGCAGACCAGUGUCUCCCGCUUACCCCCUUGACGGACCUUUUCCUGAGGCGAGCGAAGAAGACGAGGAGGCCGACGAAGUACCCGAAUCGCCUGCCUUUCCUCCAUUUGCACCUUCUCUGAAUCGCCGCCCAUCGAACCAACAACUCAACCAGGACCAGUCACAUAUUCAUCCCUUGUUCCGCAGCGACAGUCCUGUUCCUUCCCCAGCUGCGUCCCCUGGCACCAUAAUCACUUCAUCACCAUUCGCUGGCCAGGUCGUGAGCCCAAGUGAUGUCGCUUUUGGAUCUCGCAGCCGUAAAGGCUCUGCGUUGAGUUCGCGACCUUCCAGUCCCAACCCCAGUCUAGUCCGCGCUGCUAGUGCGCUCAGCCUCAGCAGACCCGCCAGCUCGCGGAGCAUCAGGGGCCUUACUGCACAGCAGUCUCAAAGACCGCGUGUAGUCAUGAGUCCCAGUCUUGGUGACUUGAGAGCCGAGCACGACAAGUUCAUCACAAAGCCAAGACCGGCGCUGCACAAGCGUGAACGAUCCGCUUGA
Aureobasidium pullulans EXF-150 is the source of this 1374-nucleotide messenger RNA. RefSeq lists its product as uncharacterized. The coding region runs from base 1 to 1374 and encodes 457 amino acids. The record is from RefSeq and is a predicted model, not a curated record. The transcript has a single exon. NCBI's taxonomy places the organism in Eukaryota, Fungi, Ascomycota, Dothideomycetes, Dothideales, Saccotheciaceae.